CCAUUGAAUUGUAUACAUUCUGGAUAUCUAUUUCAAUUUGGACUAUUUAUUUAUUUAUUUGUCUAACUUGUACAAGAUAGCAGGUAUAGGUUUAAACAUAAACAUAGGAAGUAAAUACAGAUCAAUAGGGACAGUAGGACAGGGACAGUAGGCACCCUAGUGCGCUUAUGCACAUCCCCUUUACCGACCUCUUAGGAAUGGGGUGAGGUCCACGGUAGACAGUUUGAGGUUGAAGCUAUGAGAGUUUGAGGAUGUAACAACAGAGUUGGCUAGAGCAUUCCAGGCAUUGACCAAUCUGUUGCUGAAGUCAUAUUUUCUGCAAUCGAGUUUGGAGCGGUUUACCUUGAGUUUGUAUCAAUUGUUUGCCCGUGUAUUAUUGUGGUUGAAACUGAAGAAGUCAUUUACAGGUAAGACGUUGUAGCAGAUAAUUUUGUGUACUUUGCUUAGAUCAGACUACAGAGGCACAGUUCUAGAUUGUCCAAAAUUUUGAGUCUGGUGGUAUAAGGCAUUCUAUUGUGAGUAGAGGAGUGGAGUAAUCUUCUCAUGAAAUGCCUCGGGACCUGAUCAAUUGUGUUAAUAUCCAGGCGGAUGAGCUGUAUUCAAGAAUUGGUCUGGCAAAGGGUUUGUAUGCCGUAGUUAGCAGUACAAUGUUACAGGAGAAGAAGCUUCGUAGGAUUAGGUUAACAAUUCUUUAUGUCUUUUUGGCAAUGCUGUUAAAGUGAGCUCUGGGGCUUAAAUCGUUUGAGAUGAGUACUCCUAGGUCCUUGACAAAGUGAGGGUCGUCUACAAAAUCGUUUCCGCCCAACUUGUAUUCUGUGGUCUGAUUUUUAUUUUUAUUAUUUAUUUAUUUUUUUGCUAAUGUGCAGGACAGAGCAUAUAUUAGUUGAGCACAACCUCUGACACAUAGUCAAAGUCGCUUUGUAGGGCAGCAGUAUUGUCAGUGGUAUUAAAUAAUUUUACGUCAUCAGCAAAGAGGACACAGCUGCUUUUAAUAUGAUCACAUAAGUCAUUGAUGUAAAGCAGAAAGAGUGUGGGAUCUAAAACAUUGCCUUGGGGGACACCUGUUAAUGGGUGCUGGAUAUGAUUGGGCCCUCCCUAUUUUGUCUAUUUGUUGCCUGUUGAACAGGAACGUGGCUAUCCCACUUGUGCAGGGAUCCAGAGAUGCCGUAAAUACCUUUGAGGUUUGCAUUGAAUUGGUAGUGAAUUAUUAAAACUUGUAAGUUAACAGCAGAAAGGAUAGUUGUAUAGAAGAUGAUAACUUUUGACUAGUAUCUUGUUUGCACAAGUUCUUUUUUUUAAAAAAUAAUAAUACAGUGACAACAGUUUAUAGCCUGUCACUCCAGAUCUCAUCUCCCAGUGUAGCUUUAGUAGUUUGGAUUAUCAGGUAUCUUGAAUAGGCAAAGGCAAACAGAUAACUGGAAAGGACAAGUGGGGACAAAGGAAUUUACCUUUCUUGACAUCUUUGAAAACAUUUACAGCAAAAAAAAUGUACUUAAUCCUUCAUGUAUACAAAAUCACUUUUUCCAGCACUGAAAAACUAGUUCUUCAAUUGUAAUAUUUUUUUCAACAAAUCUUAUUUUCAGGAACAUAUGUAGCUCUAAUACAGAAUUUGCAACCAUGUGCUUUGUGAGUAUCACCAUAGAAAGGUAUGGCAGAUCAUGUGGUCUCACAAACUACAGUGAUCAUGGAUUUGAUGGGGCUGAAUUGAAGCCAAUUGCUGGAGGCAGGAAAUAAAUUAAGAAAAUCUAGGUUAUUGAUAGACAAAGAAAAGAAAGAAGAAAAGAGAAUUUACAGGGCUGCAGUAUAGGAAAGUUUGACCACUGUUGUGAAAACAGUUUAAAAUUUUAAAACACCCAGAUACCAAAAAAACCUCUCUGUGUUACACUAAGAUUAUGCCUGACACAUGUCCUCUUUUUUCUGAAUGAUAACCCUAUAUUAGUGGUAAUGAGUUUGACUCGGACAAAUAUUUGCAGUAGUAAUAGUGCAAGGUGAGGAAGGAUUCUACUUUACUCACCUAUGCAUCCCUUUUCUGCUAUGUUGCAUUCAAAAUGUACUUCCUGAGAUGAAUUGCCAGCAUUUAUAUUACAGGUGAUCAAUUCUGGAUUUUCCAUGCUGUUUUAUUCCUGGAAUGAUUUCAAUAAAGAUUACUUCAAAAUGAUAACAAACAUCAUCAUUUUGAGUAUACUUAUAUGUAUUUCUUUAUCUUUCUGGAUUGUGUCCAUGACCGCAAGCACAUAUUAUGGUAGCUUGCGGCCAAUUUCUCCAUGGCGCUGGCUUUUUUCAAUUUUGAUCCCGCUAAUAAUUGCUUCACGAGCAUUUAGGAAAAAGAGUCUUGAUCAUGGUGGAGCAAUAGGAGGUUUAAUUGUUGGAUUUAUCCUCACUGUUGCAAAUUAUAGCUUUUUUACCUCCAUGCUUAUGUUUUUCAUUACUUCUUCCAAACUCACCAAGUGGAAAGGAGAAGUAAAAAAGCAAAUAGAUUCAGAAUACAAAGAAGGUGGACAAAGAAAUUGGGUGCAAGUAUUUUGCAAUGGUGGUGUACCUGCAGAAUUGGCUCUGCUAUAUAUGAUUGAAAAUGGACCUGGUGAAAUUCCAGUAGAUUUCUCUAAACAAUAUACAGCAUCCUGGAUGUGUCUAUCAUUACUGGGUGCUUUGGCCUGCUGUGCUGGGGACACCUGGGCUUCAGAAAUUGGCACUGUCAUAGGUCAUGAACCUCGGCUAAUAACAACCUGGAAAAAAGUUCCUGUAGGUACUAAUGGAGGUGUUACUUUAGUGGGUUUAAUUUCAAGUCUGCUUGGAGGCACAUUCGUUGGCAUGGCUUACUUCAUUUCCCAGUUGAUUUUUGUGAAUGAUUUGGAUAUAUCUGCUCCACAAUGGCCAAUUAUUGUGUUUGGUGGUUCUGCUGGUUUAUUAGGCUCUAUCAUUGAUUCCUACUUAGGAGCAACAAUGCAAUACAGUGGUUUUGAUAAACGUACUGGAAUGGUUGUCAACCAUCAGACAGAAAAUGCAACACAUAUUUCUGGUAAACCAAUCCUGGAUAACAAUGCAGUUAAUCUCUUCUCCUCUGUAGUCAUUGCUUUGUUAUUGCCAGGAAUAGCAUGGGGAUUUUGGCCAAGAGGAUGAAGACAAGUAUCGACUUGCAUUUUUUUUCUUCAAACAAGCUGUGACCUAAAAGAUUCUCCACCAAAAGUCUUUAUAAUUCUAGACUGGAAUACAUUCCUGCAACUGUUCUGAAAGCAUGAGGAAUCACUAGGUUAUUAAAGUGAUACUUCCUGCAGCAGUUUUAGGUAGCUAAGACAGAUAGGAAGAGGCGGAGUCCUGAUUUAAUAUUCUUCUUAUGUAAUAGACUAUAGUUAUCACUUGAGUUAUUACUUGAUAGAAUAUUUGAUUGCACUUCAUUCUCUAUAAUCUAUUAGGCAAAUGGGAACUUGGAAGACUAAAAUAACCUGUGGAUAUAAUGCCACUACAACUACCUGAACAAGUAAAGGAUCUUGGUCUAGUGACUAAACUAAAUGCUAAACUUUCCAUAUUAUUUUGAAAUCUAUUUUUUUUGUGGGGACCUAUUGUACUAUAGCUAGUGAACUGACCACUCUAGGUACAAUGUUCAAUACAAUCACAACUUUGCUUUUUGCCAUUAAAAUACUUUUUAAAAUGUGUAUAGUAUGAAACCUAAUACUGUCCUGUUGGUGCUUAAAGUUUAAAAUUUAAUUUAUUGGGUUUAAAAUAUUAUGCUUAAAAAACAAGAAUUUAUGCUUUGGCCACUGUCUGUAACUUAUUAGCUAUAGUUUUAUCCUGGCAUAUAGAACAAAUACUUAUAUUUGUUCAAAAUUUGUUUGAUCUUUGAGAUGGAUGUUGUAUUUUAAAUUGUAAUAACUUACCACUGAUAUCUGAAUAGAUAGGUUUAUUUCUUCAUAAAGAUUGGGCCAAAAGUGAAAUUCAAUUAAACUGAAAACAACUCUUACUGAUAAAUUACUUUUUAUUUUUCCUUGUAUAAUUUUUUAAAAAUACAUUGGCAAGUUAUAUUACAAAUGCAAUGAAAAUAGAUAAUAAAAUCUUAAUGCAACCCAAGAAAUUGAUUGGAUUGAUGAAGAUCUGGUUAAAAUAUAGAUAUCAGUGAAGCAUUGUGAAUUAAUUAUAAAUAAGAAAAAUAGAAAACACAAUAUUUAAUGGAAUGUAUGAGUUGGAGAGAGGAAUGCAAAUUGAAAUCUUUUCUGUGCCUCGAGGUAUUUAUACAUCAUGAUAGAGCAGUAGGCAUCUUUUUUGAAAAUACAUGUAGAAAAUGUGUCCCAAAUGAAGCUCUUACAAAUAUGUUCAAAUAAAAAUGACUUUAAAAUGGCA
Molecule: messenger RNA, 4335 nt
Organism: Ahaetulla prasina
Lineage: Eukaryota; Metazoa; Chordata; Lepidosauria; Squamata; Colubridae
Gene: FAABTP
Product: transmembrane protein 19
Exons: 7
Coding region: 2110-3120 (336 amino acids)
Cellular component (GO): membrane
Source: RefSeq, a predicted model, not a curated record